GGCGCCGUCCUAGCUAGCAAGCUAAUGUAACACGGGGCUGUGUUGAUGGCAUCAGGCGGCUACCUGUCAACGUUAUAGGCGUCGCUGAAUCUAAAGUCUGUGUGGCUCUUUAUCGCCUGCUUACAUCAGUUGUUACAGUCAAAUAAGGCUGCUGGGUUAUGGACGAGCCAUGAAGGCCCAAUUGCAAGUCACAGUGCUUUCAGCCAGGCUGAAGGAAAACAAAAAGAACUGGUUUGGGCCCAGUCCAUAUGUGGAGGUAGCCGUUGAUGGCCAGUCGAAAAAGACAGAGAAGUGCAACAACACUCACAGUCCAAAAUGGAAGCAGGCACUUACAGUAAUUGUGACCCCGGUCAGCAAGCUCAUCUUUCGUGUAUGGAGUCACCAGACACUGAAGGCAGACAUUUUGUUGGGAAUGGCCACACUGGAGAUCCUUGAGACCCUCCGAACCAAUAACCUGAAAUUGUGUGAGGUGGUGCAAACACUGCAGCUGUGUUCUGACAGAGACCCCCAGGAUGUUGUAGGUGACCUGUCAGUCUGUCUGGAUGGCAUGCAGGUGGAUCCUGAAUCGUUCAACCCUGCACAGAGAGAUUAUGCGGCUGUUUCAAAUGGGAAUGUGGAAGAAAAUGGUGACGCUGGAAAGAGGUCAAGCAUAGACACGUCUCUCUCCAGUGACUCAGAAGAGUGGGUCAUUGUACCUAAUGGCCUCGCUGUCAACGAUUCGGCCCCUUUUUCCCAGUCCCCAGGAGACUCCACUGCCUCACAUCCUCCCAGACCAGCCGGACCUCCUCCUCCACCUCCAACACCUCAGAGACCUGCCGCCUCUCCAACCUCCUCCAGCAGUUCUUCUCCUAGUGAGCUGAGUGACGGUCCAGCCUCUGAUGGCUCCUAUCAGAUGUCUGCCAGUGGAGUUUCAGAUCAGCCGGGUGAUUCCAGGGCAGCAGCCACAAAUUCUUCGCAGACAGCGUGUGGUCCCAAACCAGGUCCCUCUGACCCAGCAGCUCUGGCCGCAGCAACCCCGAGAAUCACACCCUUGAACAAUACUCCUCUGCCACCAGGGUGGGAACAAAGGGUGGACCAAAAUGGUCGGGUGUACUAUGUGGAUCACAUUGAGAAAAGGACAACCUGGGAAAGGCCCGAGCCUCUGCCUUCAGGGUGGGAGCGCAGGGUGGACCCGAUGGGUAGGGUGUACUAUGUCGAUCACAUAACCCGAACUACAACAUGGCAGCGUCCCACACAGGAGUCAGUGCGUAACUAUGAGGAGUGGCAGAACCAGCGCAGCCAGCUUCAGGGAGCCAUGCAUCAGUUUAACCAGAGGUUUAUCUAUGGGCUCCAAGACCAGCUGACAGCUACAGCCAAUAAAGAGUUUGACCCGAUGGGGCCACUGCCACAUGGUUGGGAAAAGAGAACAGAUACCAAUGGGCGGGUGUAUUUUGUUCAUCAUCCAACUCGGAUGACACAGUGGGAGGACCCCAGGAGGCAAGGGCUGCUGAAUGACAAGCCCCUGCCAGAGGGCUGGGAGAUGAGAUUCACUGUAGAUGGCAUUCCGUACUUUGUAGACCACAACAGGCGAACCACAACCUACAUUGACCCGCGCACUGGGAAAUCUUCACUUGAGAACGGGCCACAGAUAACCUAUGUCAGGGACUUUAAAGCCAAAGUGCAAUACUUCAGGUUCUGGUGUCAGCAAAUGUCAAUGUCUCAGCACAUAAAGAUUUCUGUUACCCGAAAGACCUUGUUUGAGGACUCAUUCCAGCAGAUCAUGAGCUUCCACCCUCAAGAUCUGAGGCGGAGACUUUGGAUUAUCUUCCCGGGAGAGGAGGGGUUGGACUAUGGGGGUGUGGCUAGGGAGUGGUUUUUCUUGCUGUCUCAUGAGGUACUGAACCCCAUGUACUGUUUGUUUGAGUAUGCUGGCAAGGACAACUACUGCCUGCAGAUCAACCCUGCCUCUUACAUCAACCCUGAUCACCUCAAGUACUUCAGGUUCAUUGGACGCUUCAUUGCCAUGGCGCUGUUCCACGGCAAAUUCAUCGACACUGGUUUCUCUCUGCCCUUCUACAAGCGCAUCCUGAACAAACCUCUUGCUCUCAAAGAUCUGGAGUCCAUAGAUCCUGAGUUUUACAACUCACUCAUUUGGAUCAAGGAUAACAAUAUAGAGGAGUGCGGUUUGGAGAUGUUCUUCUCAGUUGACAAGGAAAUCCUGGGGGAGGUCACCACCCACGAGCUGAAAGCAGAUGGAGGUAACGUCCUAGUAACUGAGGAAAACAAAGAGGAAUACAUCAGAUUGGUGGCAGAGUGGAGGCUUUCCAGAGGUGUGGAGGAGCAGACUCAGGCAUUCUUUGAGGGAUUUAAUGAAGUUCUGCCCCAGCAAUAUCUUCAGUACUUUGAUGCUAAGGAAUUAGAGGUGAUGCUUUGUGGUAUGCAGGAGAUAGACCUGGUGGAUUGGCAAAGAAAUACGAUCUACAGGCAUUACGCCCGAAGCAGCAAGCAGAUUCUUUGGUUCUGGCAGUUUGUGAAGGAGAUGGACAACGAGAAGAGGAUGCGGCUGCUCCAGUUCGUAACAGGAACAUGCCGCCUUCCUGUGGGUGGUUUCACUGACCUGAUGGGGAGCAAUGGCCCUCAAAAGUUCUGCAUUGAGAAAGUGGGCAAAGACAACUGGCUUCCACGAAGCCACACAUGCUUUAAUCGCUUGGACCUUCCUCCUUACAAGAGCUACGAGCAGCUGAAGGAGAAGCUCAUGUUUGCCAUAGAGGAGACGGAAGGCUUUGGGCAGGAGUGAUGCCACAGUAAGAGCAGGAGCAGCACGAUCGGGUGGAGGAGACACCCAUUUCAGGAUAAAGCACUUUCAGAUUGUGAUUGCAGCCAGGAGACACAUAUAUACGUAUUGGUAGAUGGCUGUGAUUUCUUUUUUAAUACGUUUUCUGUCACACUAACAUAUGCAGUCUUAAAGUCUUAAAGAUUUGUAAGAUAUUUAGUUAGAUUUAUUUAAUUUGUCAAUUAGCUUGACAAGACUCCUGUGACACGGGCUUACGAGGGUUCACACUCCUAUGACUAGUUUGUCUCUAAUUUAGCUGAUCUCAUUUACCUGCUCAACCCACUGAGCAGGUGUGGAGACGGAGGAGACGUCUUUCUCACUCUGUCACGUCUGCACUUGCUCGAUAUUAUGCAAGUGCAGUUUCUACAUGUAAAUCUGUGAAUCUUUGCAGUAUAAUAUUUGAAGCGCCGCCUGUUGAGUCUAUUCAGAAUUAAUGGUUAUGGGGGGAAGAAAAAAAAAACACAUUUGUGCAUUUUGAAUUGAGAUAAAAUGGUACAUAUCUAGAAGCAACUUAAAAGACACAUAUGUACUUUGGCUGACUGACUCUUUUGUUCUUGAAUGGACAUUUUUUUUUUCCCCCAGUAGCUGAAUGGACUGACUCUCAUAGCAAAUACUUUUUUAAAUGACUUUUGAUAAAUAAAUAAAUAAUCAUGCUA
Solea senegalensis (Senegalese sole) is the source of this 3468-nucleotide messenger RNA. RefSeq names its product itchy E3 ubiquitin protein ligase a (gene itcha). Gene Ontology annotation, molecular function: ubiquitin protein ligase activity; protein binding. The record is from RefSeq and is a predicted model, not a curated record. Gene Ontology annotation, biological process: protein K29-linked ubiquitination; ubiquitin-dependent protein catabolic process; protein K48-linked ubiquitination. The transcript is spliced from 24 exons. NCBI's taxonomy places the organism in Eukaryota, Metazoa, Chordata, Actinopteri, Pleuronectiformes, Soleidae. The coding region runs from base 170 to 2776 and encodes 868 amino acids.